AGUGUUGAAGCCAAUUCUCCAUUUCCAUUGCCAACCCUCGAAGCUUCCUUCUUCUUCUUCCUCGAUCACUCUUCAUCUCUUUUCUCUCUCUCUCUAGACCUCCAUGGAAAUCAUGGCGACGAAUCAGAAAACCUUCCUCACUCUUCUCCUACUUUCCAUUAUCAUUUCAGUCUCCUCCCAAAUCGACCCGCCAUUACCAAUCCACGAGCUUCUACCCAAAUACGGCCUUCCCACCGGCCUCUUUCCAGAUUCAGUCAAAUCCUAUACUCUUUCUGAAGACGAUCGGAUUACCAUCGAGCUCGGCAGCCCCUGCACGGUGGAAUUCGAAUACACCAUCUGGUAUGAUAGCAGAAUUACAGGGAAGCUUGGGUAUGGAUCGAUAACAGGGCUGAAGGGUAUUCAGUUACAGAGACUCUAUGUUUGGUUUGAUGUUAGCGAUAUCAGAAUCGAUUCGCCGCCUACGGACGACAUUUACUUUCAUAUAAUGAUGUUUGAUAAUAGUCUUAAUGUUGAUCAGUUCAAGGCUGUUCGUUCUUGCUCCAAAAAUGCUUGGAACCGUCUUUCUUCCAAACAGGGACGUUUUCAGGAGGAAGCUUUUGAUACUGAUGACUCUAAAGCUCUGGUUACCGAUGAGUGAAAGUAUGGAGAAGCGCCGGCGACGGUUGCCGGAGAAGAUCUUUAAUUAGUUUGUAUUAUUAUAUGUCGUGUUUGUUACUAGUUGGCUUUUCAUAUUCAAUGUUUUGGUUAUUCACAUAUUUUUGUUUUUUUAUUAAUAAAGAUCAUUU
This is a messenger RNA of Impatiens glandulifera, 785 nucleotides long. RefSeq lists its product as uncharacterized. Lineage: Eukaryota; Viridiplantae; Streptophyta; Magnoliopsida; Ericales; Balsaminaceae. Bases 104 to 637 code for a protein of 177 amino acids. The record is from RefSeq and is a predicted model, not a curated record. The transcript has 3 exons.